AUGCGCUUCGCUUGGUUUCUCACCGUAUUUAUUCCACUACUAAUCAAGGUGAGUUGCCUAGCUUUUCAAAACAAUUUUCAGUUUUUUCCAGUUCUCGACUCAAGUCCCGGUCGGCAAUUCCACAUGCGACGCGGCCAAGGAGUUUGAUUGCGGUGGCGGAAAUCUGAGGUGUGUUCCGGUCGAAUGGCAAUGCGACAACGUGGCAGACUGUGAGAACGGAAAGGACGAAGCCGGAUGCACGUACGCCCAUCACUGCGGAUCCAACUACAUGCUGUGCAAGACGGGGGUGUGCAUCUCGAAAGAAUUCAAGUGUGACGGUGAAGAUGACUGCCUGGACGGAACGGACGAGCAGCACUGCGAGUACAACCUCCGCCGCACUCGCAGAGGUCCGCUCGUCUCAUCGACACCGAACACCUUCGUCGGAAACAACGGACCCGAAUGCUUCGCUCCGCGAAUGCGCUGCCAUUCUGGACAAUGCCUUCAGCCCGAUCUCAUCUGUGACGGACAUGCUGAUUGCACUGGAGGCGACGAUGAAGUCAACUGCACCAGCAAACGCGUUCAGGAAGAGCCGACGGCAACUGGAUCUCUCCAAGAAGAGACAGUUUUUCCGGAGCCCACUUUGUACACUCGUGACGAGUACGACGUGAGUUUCAAGAUCUCCCGUUUUUCAACGUUCUUAUUCUUCUACAGGAGAAUGAGUGCCGCCCCGGCCAAACAAUGUGCUUCAACGGAGACGUCUGCAUUCCAAACAGCUUCCUUUGCGACGGCGACAAUGACUGCGACGAUGGUUCUGAUGAGAUCGGCUGUGAGACGAGUGCUCCGAGCGAGGAGGACUUCCUUUCUGGUCAAGCGGAGCAUGCACACGCUUGCUCAGCUGCUGGAAAGUUUGCCUGCGAGCUUAAAAGUGGAGAGAAGGCGGUGUGCAUUCCGAUGAAUGCCACGUGCAACGGGAUCAAAGAGUGCCCAAUGGGAGACGAUGAAUCGGCACAGUGCUCGGAAUGCGCGAAGAAGCGAUGCGAUCAUACGUGUCUGAACACUCCACGUGGAGCCAGAUGUGUCUGCCAGGAGGGAUACCAACUCGCCGCCGACGGACUGACCUGCAGGGACGAGGACCAAUGUGCCACUCACGGACACGUCUGCCAACACUUUUGCGACAACCGAAUCGGAUCGUUUGUGUGUAAAUGUGAGAACGGAUAUCGUCUGGAGGAAGACGGACACUCCUGCAAGUACGAGAAAACGUCCGAUUCUGAAGGGUACCUCUUCGUCAGUCUCGGCGGAGAAGUCCGACAGAUGCCGUUGGCCGACUACCAAGAAGGAUACAACUACGCUCCGAUCCAGAAGCAUACGGGUCACGGAAUCAUCCGAUCCAUCGGUUUCAUGCAUCGCAACAACAAGAUGUAUGUGGCGAUCUCCAACGAUCAAGGCGAACCAUCUGGAGAUUUGGCCGUCUCGGACAACGGACUUCUGCGAGUUCUUCGCGAGAACGUUAUCGGAAUCGGGCAUAUCGCUGUUGACUGGAUUGGCGGCAACGUGUUUAUCACUCAGAAGGCGCCUUCUCCCUCGGUCGGAAUCUCUGUUUGCUCGAUGGACGGUAUGUUUGCCGUCGGAUUGUGGAGAGCCAACAGAACGGACAAACGUACCGUGGACUUGUUGCCCAUCCGACGCGUGGUCUCAUCGUCUGGAUAGACUCUUACCAGCGCUUUCACCGCAUCAUGAUUGCCGACAUGGACGGAUCAAACGUAGAUAAUUUUUUGUAAUCCUAUUGAUCUCAUGCACUCUUUCCAGAUCCGAACACUUCUCGACAACAAGUUGGAGGAUCCAUCAGCUCUCGCCAUCGACUACAUCCGCCACGACGUCUACUUCGGAGACGUUGGUCGGCGACUGAUCGAUCGGGUCAACAUUGACACGAAAGAGCGCCGCAUCGUCAUCUCAAAUGGAGUGCAUCAUCCGUUCGACAUGGUCUACUUCAACGGACUGCUCUAUUGGUCGGACAUGUAAGAAACGAGGAAACAUCAUCCCGGCGUUUCAUAUUUUUGGUUUUAGGGGAAGUGAGACGCUCAAAGUGCAGGAGAUGAGCCAUCAUCACACGAGCCCCCACGUCAUCCACUCCUUCAACCGGUUUCCGUACGGCAUUGCUGUCAACCACUCGCUCUACCAGACAGGUCUGCCAGAUAAUCCUUGCGAGGAACUCGAAUGUCCUUGGCUUUGUGUCAUGGUCCCUAAAUCGGAUGCCCCUGUGACUGCCAAGUGCGUCUGCCCAGAUGGUUACAAGCAAUCGAUGCUCAAUAACACGUGCAUUCCUCCACAGACGGUCGAGGAAAAGGCACAACUGGCAAACCUCUCUUACAUCGGAGCCGCUCUCAUGGCCGAAUACUGCGAAGCCGGACUAGGAUGCAUGAACGGUGGAUCCUGCCGCGACGAACAGAACGAUCUUGGAAGAGCUCAUCGUGUCAUCUGCGACUGUAUGCAGCCGUACGAUGGACAGUUCUGCGAGUGGGUCAAUCCGGAGAUGCUUGCUGCGAUGGAGGAAGACGACGGAUUCGCAGGCCUCCUCGUACUGCUGUUUGUCUCUCUGCUCAUCCUCGCCAUCGUCGCUGUCUUCGCUUUCUUCUGGCUAACACAGCGAGAAAUCGCCGAGAAUGCCAUCGAAACGGCACGUGUUCACCUUGAUAAGGUCGCCAGGAAGCCGAAGAUGUGGCUACUCCUAUUGUCGGCAAGCUCCGGAACGCGCACAGAAGCAGUCCGCCGAUGGAAGGGUGCCACUCAGCGACGAACGUCAACUUCGUGACCGACGAGACUUCUGAGACUUUUGUGGUAGAAAGUGCCUUGGAGAGAGGUCGCGUGCUGGAUUCACCGGUUAGCAUAGUUAGCAUGCUUAGUUACUCUGAUUGUUUGUUUUACAGGCUUCGUACAUCAAUCCGCUCUACGACGAGAUCCCUGACUCGAUGACCGGAAUCCCGACGCUCUCAUCUGCCCCGUUCACUGGGAACAUUCGUCCUGAAGACCUGACCCUCUGGUCUACCCCUCGAACUAGUUUCGACUAA
Molecule: messenger RNA, 3044 nt
Organism: Caenorhabditis sp. 36 PRJEB53466
Lineage: Eukaryota; Metazoa; Nematoda; Chromadorea; Rhabditida; Rhabditidae
Source: the annotation of a GenBank genome assembly